Messenger RNA from Symbiodinium sp. CCMP2456, 429 nucleotides. The record is from the annotation of a GenBank genome assembly. NCBI's taxonomy places the organism in Eukaryota, Dinophyceae, Suessiales, Symbiodiniaceae.
AUGAGGGUAAGAUGGAACUUGAUGGCAAUUUUCACCGGUGAAGACAGUCUGGAGCUCACGUAUGCACCAUACCGUGUUAUUGCAAGUGCAUACCACUUGGCUCAGGGCAUCACCAAUCCAUGCUUUGUAAGGCCUUUUCUGGUUGCUGUACGCAGCGGUACCAUGGUCGCCUGCAGCUAUCCGGAGCAAUGUCGAGUCGAGGGUGGACCUUCAAUGAUGUCAUUUCUGGGCGAUGCCUUUGGUUGGGUUGGGGUUGUUGGUUGUUCGGGGGUCUUUCUCUUCGGCAUCGGCUGGAUUAACAUUGCUGCACUGCCACCACACGAGUGGCCGGCAGACAUCUGCUUCGCUGCAGAUACAUUUGUGGAAAGUCUGCAGCAUUUGCGGUUCGUUGCGCCUCUCGAGAAGCAUCAUAUUCUUCACAGCUCAUGA